CUUUCUUCAUCCUUCAUAUUCCAUGUCCAAUUGUGUAUAUGCAGACGGGGGCUUGCAAGUUUAGAUAACCAGAGACAAUGGUGAAAAGAACCGUUGACGAUCAGAAGCCGGGCAACAAGCGAAUCAAGCCCACCCCUGUCGCAAUCAGCAAAUUCAAAAUCACGAACCUCGAAGACGGCGAGAUCCUUCAUCAGGCAUGUGUUAUCAUUGCUGGCGAGUCCCCAGAUCUCGGUUAUACGGAAGAGACCAACUUUGUAUCUGUCUCAUCCACCGACGAUGUCGGUCUGGAGAAGGAGAAAUUCCAGAACUGGCCCGUCUUUGAGGGCAACUGGAAGGCGCUUGUGAUGCUCUCGCCAGGGCAAAAUCGUUUGACGUUUAAUCUCCAUCAUGCCGGCGGAAUCUCUGACACUCUCAAAAUGACCGUGACAUACCAGCCUCUCCUCCAACUUCCGCCUCUCCAUCUGGCCAUUCUGGUUGCAAAGGAUUCGCCCUUGCUGAUGGAUUGCCCACCCGCGAAAUACGGUGCUAUAUCCACGGCCCACAGCAGUAUCGAUGCCGCCAUUUCCAAGCUUCGCAUGUCCGCAUACAUGUGGCAGGCCCUGACGGCGGAAGACAUGCGUCAGAAAGGUCUGGGGCGGCGCUCCUUCCGGCUCGAGGAGGAAUGGACCACCAAGACGACCAUCAAGCAGGGCCAUCCCUCAGUGGUGCCAAAUGAGGGCUCCUGUUACAUGGGCUGCGUUGCUAAAGUGCAUAUUAUCAGAUCAGAAAAAACAGUGGCUGAUCUUCGGGAUUUCCACGUCGCACAGCAAAACCCGGUAGCCAGGAAUAUGGACGCUUUACAUGGGUAUUUUGAAAUGGCACUCAAAGCACAUGGGCCACCUUUUGAUUCUAGUUGUCGGCCUGUGGUAGCAGGAAUGUUUUUGGAUUCGCAUUACGAUAUAGAACACAACCUCAUUUUGGGCCAUGCGGCUCUGGGUUGCCAUAAACCGGAUGGGAUCUCCUUGGGAGUUUUUGGAAGUCAUCUAGCGUACUCCUGGCCACGGUUUAUGGAGGAGAUCCCCGCCUGUCUAAUGGAUCUCACUGCCCCCGGAGACACCGUGGGCAAUGACAACAACGAAUGCGAUACUAUGCGCGGUGCUUGUUUCGUUGGCCAGGGUGCCUUCCUGCAUGAAGUUGGGCAUGCGUUCGGGGCAGCACAUACGACCGGGAUAAUGGCUCGAGGAUACAGCAAACACUGGGAUCGCAAUUUCCUCGGCAUUGCAGCGAAUAGCCGGGCCGAGAAUCAUGCGAAAUGGGAUUUGCAGGAUGUGUUAAAGUUCAAGCUCCUGCCGCAUUUCAGACUUCCUGGUGACGAGCCUGUAACGAGAGAGUUCAAGAACGCAAAUGUGAUAUUUGAUCUGGAUAUGCACAUGGACAGUUCUCCUGAUGGCGAGGAGCCGUCUGGGAGCGAGGGACUGAAAGUAUCCUGCGCAGCGGGACUUGCACGAGUCAGAGUUCAGCAUGGCGAUGAGGAGGAGAAGGUCUAUGACUUCAUUGGUGACUCCGCCCGUGUCACACAGUUUAGUUUCGAUUCUAUUCACGGGCAACUUAGCGCUGAAAAGCCGCUGAAAAUAAUCGCCACCGGAAUGAACGGUCGAGAACGCACUGUUGAUGCCUUUUCCCUGUUUCAGCAGAAACCGUACAUCAAGAUCCCGAACAGCAACAUAAUACUGCGCAAAAGAUUUGCCCAAUCUGACAAAUAUGGCGACAGAGAACUUCUACCUUGGGCGAUGCUGCUUCGGGAGCGUGGCCAGGACGGCAGGUUGUAUCGUGCCACUUCGAUUGACUUGAGAGUAGGCUGCACCAUGGACGGAGCGGUUGUGCGCUACGCCGAUGGACAUGUCCACAAUUGCGGCCCUCAAUUCUACGAAGGUACGAGUGAUCUUUUCGAAUUUGGUGGUCACGAGUCCCAAGUGCAUGGCAUCCCUGCGGAUGCAUCAAUCACCAAGGUCGAACUCCAAACCCGCAACUCCGGAUGGGGUAAUUUGUCCGGGAUACGGAUGACACUGAGCAACGGCGAGUCCUGGGGAUAUCUUAACGCUGACAACAAGGGGAGCCAGGACGACACUAUUGUUACCCUGGAGCCUGCGGAGGGUGAUGUUAUUGUCGGAUUUUACGGACAGAGUGAGUCAGAGUGUGGCUUCACGCAUGUCUUUGGGAUCUUGACAGCCCCCAAGGAUAUUGAAUUGCCAGACCAGGUGUAUGAUAUGGCAGAAUUCAAGUUCAAUACGGCGGAAGUCCAAAGUGAGGAUUGAUUUAUCUGAGUGAGCGAUGGCGAUACAGCAAGAGGGCAGACAAUAGAAGCUUUAUGGAGUAUAUACACCAAGCACAUCAUUGUUCAAAUAUCCCAACUGUACAUAUGGGUAAGGAAACACAUACAGUUAACUAUCUGUUUAUAGUUGAAUCAUAACCUUUUACUCCUGAAAAGAAGCCUGGAGAAGUGGAUAGCAGCAACACUCACUGAUGAGUCAUGGUAACUUUACAGGGUUGAUGACAUCAUGUGACUAUAUAUAUUUGCGUUCUAACUACAUCCUAUGUCCAAGCAGCGUCUCAUUGCAGCCCCUCAAGGAGUUCGGAUACUCGCAUAGAAAGCAUAUUUCAUUGGGACUUGAGGCAUGUUUGUGCCUGAUAUUCCCACUGCCAACGCCUCCAGAGUCCAUAGGCGUUCCGACAGGGAUGGAUUCUAUUGACGGUCCAAUAAGCAAUUUGGCACUGCAGCAUACCUACCUAAAUCUUUCUAAUAAAAAGGAAGAGAGAGGAAAGUUCCGAGCAGAGUGCAGGGUGGAUGUCGUGUCACCAUUUUUCGUUUGUGACCUUGAACAAAAAAAUACAGCAUUCUACUUUAUCUAUCCCUGGCAAAAGCCCUAAGCUGGAGAUGAAGAUGAAGAAACAGUAAACAACACCUUAACCUGGUGGGAACAACAGAAUGAAAGGAAAGGACAAGAUCUUCAUACUACUGGUUCAAUUGGUUCCUGGUGAAAUGAAAUGAAAUGUAGCACAUAUUUCAAGGCUGAAUGCAAUGGGCGCCAAUGGUUUCCUACUUGGCCUUACUGAUGUAUUUAAUUAAUGAUUAUGUCCUGCAUGAUUUAUAUGGUUUAAUUUCUGAUUGCUACAACUGAAUUAUAC
Messenger RNA from Monascus purpureus, 3165 nucleotides. The record is from the annotation of a GenBank genome assembly. Lineage: Eukaryota; Fungi; Ascomycota; Eurotiomycetes; Eurotiales; Aspergillaceae.